CACUGUUCCGUUCUCGGUAAAAUGGCAGAGGUCGGUCAUAGGCUGGGGACCGGGGCUUACCGGCUGUCCGCCCUCAGAAACAGCCAGAGUUGGUCGGUGUGCACCGGAGAGAGUCCCGGUCCUCUGCUGGUCAACUCCCUCAGUGACAGCCGGUGUAAAGAGCAGUCAACCCGGGACCAACAUCGUGAAGUUCAGCCAGUGUCAAGAAGCAAAGCAACACGACACAAACCAGAGAAACUUUCCGGAGUGACAACAAGUGAAAGUCCACAGGAAAAUGGGACUUUGCGCUGUGUCAGGUAUUUGGAGCUGGAUUCAUCCCGGUGUAUCAGAGAGAGACUUAACACUCACACAACAUCCCUGUACCUCUCAGCGAGGCAGCAGGAGAGGAGCAGAGGAGCUGUUUUCAUCCACCCUGACACCUUCAGGUCAGGGCAGGGGUCAGACAGGUGGAGGCGUCUGAAAGCCCAUCCUAAUACCAUGCAGGUAUCUACCAGAAGCUACUGCUGGAGGAGUGACCGCAGCUCAGAGGAGGCUCCGACUAUGUACAGAGCAAGGACGACUUAUUACGACAUCCUCAGAGUGUCCCCUGGUGCCACACAGUCCCAGAUCAAGACAGCCUACUACAAGCAGUCUUUUCUUUUCCACCCUGACAAGAACCCAGGGAACGAUGAGGCCACACAGCGCUUCUCUGAUAUAAGCAAGGCCUACACAGUGCUGGGAAACAUUGGCCUCAGGAGGAAGUAUGACCGUGGGAUUCUCAGCAGGUCAGAUGUUGACAGUGCAGGGAGACCUUCCUCUAAAGAGACCAUGAGCAAAUCCACAGCCCCCCCACAUCAGCAACACUACAGAACCAGGCAGUUCUCCCAAACUGGGAAGAAGGCCAUGUUUGAUUUCGAUGCUUUUUAUCAGGCUCACUAUGGGGAGCAGCUGCAGAGGGAGAAGGACAUGAGAGCCAGGAGGCAGCGCCUGCAGGAGCAGGAGAAGGAGAACCUCAACAAGUGGAAGGAGGGAAGACAGUUGGACUUGACUAUGAUAGUGCUGAUGACCAUGGCAGGCGUUCUCUUUGUGAACCUCAGCAUAUCCUGAAAUAGAUGCAGCACCUUGCCGGGUGCCUCUCUGGGGUUGCAUGUUACAACUCUCAGGGAGGAGAAACAGGGGGAGAGAGAGAGUGCUACCUCAGAGUGUUUUGCAAGUGUUGCACGGUUUUUUGACAGUUGAAGAUGAUUUUAUUUAGUGUGUUUUUAAGGAGCAAACAAAGGCUGGUUAGAGGCCAAAGAUUGGUCAUUAGCUGAUUGUUUCAAAACAGCAACUGAGCAUAUUACUUUUCCUCAUUCAUUCACUUUAAGACUGUAAAGACCAGCAGAAACAAAAACUGCAAACACUUACCUAAAAAGUGAGUGCUGAAUGAUCAUAAAUCAGAAACGUGAAGAGAGAGAUGUAUGUACAGGUAAUAUUAUAUUUCACUCUUAAUGGCUUUCUCCGUUGAUUUAUUUGAACCUAGGUUUCAGAGUCAUCAUUACAAUCUUGUCAAAUGGUCACUCUCCGUAUCCCAAGAAGCUGAUGUAGACUGUUAUGGAGGUUUAGUUUUUGUGCCAUCAACAUCUGUACCACCAGGUGUGAAGUUUCUGUGUCGGCAGUGCACUUAUUUAUUUCAUUUCCAUAGGGACAAGACUGAAGCCAAACCACCCUUAUUGGCAGCUCUCAUUUAAGUCCUUUCACCCACAUGCUGCACAAGGAUGUGAACAUUGAAUGUCUGAGGCUGGAACGCGCACAAUGCCUUUGCCUUUCCUUACACACUGCAUCUGUAAUUCAGGAAAUCACUUUGAAGUGUGCAAAUGUAAGAUUAUUAGAAAAAGAAUACAUAUGUAUACACCUUCCAGGUUUUUGAGAGUGUAUCGAUCUACUGUAUAUUAUGUUGUUAAAUUGUUUAUUUUGAAUAGGGGUAACUGUAUAAACCAACUCUCUUACAACAGUUUGAUUCAUAUGUUUUAAAUAGUUUUAUUUAUCAAUGAAGAUCAUAGUUGGUAAUUACCCAGAAUGCAUUGCGUGUGUUUUUUCUGCAAUUCUAUAAGAUCUGACCUCUAGAGGGCGCCUGAGCACAUCCAAAUCAUCAUAGGCUUCAGUUGGAGGCCUCUGGCCGUUUCUCAAUCGCGAGGAUGCUUGCUUGGUAGCACAUGUCUUCCGAGUCACUUGCUUCAGAAGCUAGGCAAGAAUCCUUCCUGGCAUUCGGAAAACGAAGAGUGGAACAGGCUAGAAAGUGUGCAGGUGGGCGUCAUAUGAGAGGCCCCGCCUUACAUUUUCCGCCACAGAUUUGGGGAAAUUGGUCCGUGCGCAAAGCAUUGUGGGGGUUUUAAGGACGCGAAGUCUAGCCAUGUGCAGUCUCGAAAUUAACCCCAAACCAAGGACGCGGCCUCGGUGGAAUUCCAAGUAUGCUGUUGUUGAUGAUAAUACAUCAGUUUAUUUCCUUGAAGAUGCUUCCCAGUAGAAACUUCCAACAUGGUUAAUUUCUGGGAUUAAAGGAAUACUUCACCAACA
Molecule: messenger RNA, 2535 nt
Organism: Gymnodraco acuticeps
Lineage: Eukaryota; Metazoa; Chordata; Actinopteri; Perciformes; Bathydraconidae
Gene: dnajc30b
Product: DnaJ (Hsp40) homolog, subfamily C, member 30b
Exons: 1
Coding region: 22-1086 (354 amino acids)
Source: RefSeq, a predicted model, not a curated record